AGAUCUGCCAUGGAGCGUUUUUCACUCCUCUGUUUCUUUAAGGUUUUUUAGCCCCGAUCUUGUGCCAUGGAGUCUCGGAUCGGCUCUCUAGCGCUUUCUGGAAGAUAGAUCUGAGCCAUUUGGUGUGUUCAAACAUAGAAACGGUGCUCUGUUUCCAAUCGUUUUGUAGAGCUAGUCCGCCGCGUCAACCGGAUUUCCUAGGUGCCAGUGGGUGCAGUGGCCCUCACGACGUGUUCUCGAUUAUGCCUGCCGGCAAUUGAUGAUGUCCUCUACUACGAUCAGUUUGAAGAAUGUUUUUAAAUGCAAGCAAAGGAAGGAGAGGGAUCAUUGCCAUGGGACAGGUACGGUCUUAUGUUCCAUUUAGUCGAGGAUGGUAAUCAGGCAUUUCAAGCAAAUCAAUUUCAGGUGAAGGUUUAUAUUUAGUUUGGUUUUCUUGUAUUUUCUAGUCACUCAGCAAUUCUCUUGUUUAUUUCUUAACAUAUUCUGCUGUUUUUGUGGAAAGAAUUUAUGGAAGAAGAUGUUUUAGAUCAAAAGUAUGUUUCCAAAUGUGAGAUUAAACUACUCAAUUAAUUAUAGGGACAAGAAAGGAUAAUUUGGUUAUAUUUUGGUAGUUUCUUCUUCUCUGCACUAAGGCAAGGUGCCAAAUGUUAAAAACUAAAAAUGCCUCAGCCUUUCCCAUGCAAGGUGCCUAUAAUGCACUCAACUUACUGUCACCUAAGGAGCUAGUGCUAAUCUAAGGCAAUAAGGCAAGUACCUUUCUAAACAUUCCUGUAAUUGUAUCUUUAAGUUUUAUAUGAGAGCCUAAUCCAACUUUAAAAGUUAUGAUUUAAUUAAAAGGGUUAUUUUCAUCACUUGUAAGGAUUCUCAAUGAUUUAGGAGUCCUUAAGAAACCUAAAGAGUAGCAUUGUCAUUAUUUAAUAAGGAAAGACACAGCACCCAAAGUAUAAAAAAAGAAUUAAAACAGUACAUAAAAGUUAUUUUAUUUUUCAUUCAUAUUUUUUUUUAUUGGCAACUGAAACAGAGUACACAUUUUCCUAAAAGGAAAACAGAAAACAUGUUCUCCUCAACAUCUAUGUCAGAAUAUGCAUCUGUCUGAUUUUCUUUAGUAUUUGAUGAAAAUCAUGAGAAUCUGGAAGGCACCUUGUUCUGCUUGGGCAACUGCCUCUCAGGGACAGUGUGUAACACUUCAAAUUCACCUUUUUGCUUUUUCCACAUUGGUUAUACCCUAGUAACUUUGCAUGAUUCUUAUACGAUUAAGGUGUGCCUCUAGCAAUGUGCUGUUUAAAAGGGAAUUUAACAUUUUUUUCCUACCUCAGAGUUUUCUAUAAUGAUGCAUACAAUGGUAUUUGUUGAAAUGAUAUCUACUAGGCUUUCAUUUAAGCCAAAUCAAGAUGCUUUAUUCUUUAUGUUGUAGAAAAUAUUUUCAUGGUCUUUUCCAUCAUUAAUUGAAUUUUUCUUGUGAGGAUGAUUGUGCAUGGAUUUUAUUUGUUCUGUUCCAUGUAUUAUGCAUUUCUUGAUUCUGAGGGGAAUGAUUUCUUGAGGUCAUCACCAUCUGGAAAUCACCAGCCAUAACCUGUGUUUGUGUAUGGUUAAAUAUUUUGAUGUCAUAUGGAACUACAAUGUUUGAAUGAAAUAUGAGUCCUUAAGAGUUUUUUGGCUGACAUAUGCAUUCACGAUUCUCUUAUAAACCGAAACUUUGUAUUGAAAUUUAUCAAAUUUUAAUGUCACGUCUCUCCGAAUCAGAGGGUAUUUGCUAUGAUAUCUUCCCAGUUCUGAUGUUUUCUCUUCUACUGUCAGGACACUAUGCUUUAUCGACAUGACAACAGAUGUUUGACUUGCAAGUUCGGGGUGUUGCGCGAAGCUGUUAUCUCAACUCUACGCUAGAUAUUUUACUUGUUUCAUCGAUUUUAGUAAUUUUAGUGUUUUUCUCUGUUAGAAUUUACUAUUUUUUUAAUUUUGCUUUGUACAUUUUUAAUUUUUGGUUUUUUUAUUAUUUCAACUUUUAUGUAAUUUAAUUUCCUAGAGUAUGUUAGGAGUAUCUUUGCUGGCUGCGUGAUAAAAUGGUUAGAUUUAGUGCUUUUUUAACAUUGUUUGCAUGCUAGAAAAGAUAAGGAAAAAAAAAAAAAACUGUAUCUGCUCACAAUAUCUGAUUUUGUUUAACUGUUGAAAUAAAAACAUAAUUACUUA
Molecule: messenger RNA, 2187 nt
Organism: Rubroshorea leprosula
Lineage: Eukaryota; Viridiplantae; Streptophyta; Magnoliopsida; Malvales; Dipterocarpaceae
Source: the annotation of a GenBank genome assembly